This is a messenger RNA of Caenorhabditis bovis, 234 nucleotides long. Lineage: Eukaryota; Metazoa; Nematoda; Chromadorea; Rhabditida; Rhabditidae. The record is from the annotation of a GenBank genome assembly.
AUGCUCGCUUCGUAUAAAAUGGGUCCGAUGCCGACGAGACCGUAUCGUGUUCAACAAUGCGUCUCAUCAUCGUCGUUGCUCUUCUCGUCGCCGUCGUCGUCUCACAGGCUCAAGAAUCGGAUGCCUACGGAAAUGCCAAUCGAUAAAAUCGGAUGCCUACGGAAAUGCUGCGCCGUAUCUUGCCGGCGAUCCGCAACAUCGGCGAAUUGCUCUUCGGAUAAAUUUCCCCACUAA